Messenger RNA from Sebastes umbrosus (honeycomb rockfish), 1436 nucleotides. Its product is annotated as interferon-induced protein with tetratricopeptide repeats 1-like. The transcript is spliced from 2 exons. Gene Ontology annotation, cellular component: cytosol. NCBI's taxonomy places the organism in Eukaryota, Metazoa, Chordata, Actinopteri, Perciformes, Sebastidae. Gene Ontology annotation, molecular function: protein binding. Gene Ontology annotation, biological process: defense response to virus. The record is from RefSeq and is a predicted model, not a curated record. Bases 111 to 1421 code for a protein of 436 amino acids.
CAAAGCAGAAGUUGGACAUCACUGACUUUAUACCAGUGAACCCAAAUCCAGCAUCAAGAGCAAAAACCAGCCCAAUAUUUAGAGAACUACUGAGUCGAGGAAACAGCUGAAUGAUGAGUGCUGCUCAGAGUCAAACAACACUGGUGUCCAAACUGGAUGCCCUGCAGUGCCACUUCACCUGGUAUCUGGACCCCAGCAGGAACAAACUUCUCCGUUUCCGUGACCAGCUGGAGGACAUCGGCACAGAGGAGGGAAACAGCUGGCUGGGUCACAUUUACAACCUGCGGGGGUUCAUUCAAUACAAGCUGAGGUUGACUGAAGACGCCCAGAGUUUGUUCAACAAGGCUGCAGAGGCCUUCCGCCAGAUGAGAAGUGCAGAUGAGGGUCCCUGGUUAGUGGUGAACUACGGGAACCUGGCUUGGCUGAACCACCACCUGGGAGACCAAGCAGAGAGUCAGGCUUACCUGACAAAGAUCGACGCCCUGAUGAAUAAAUACCCAUCUCCAUCCCAGGACGAGCUCCAUCCAGAGAUCUACGCUGAAAAUGCCUGGACCCUGAUGAAUUUCAGCACAGACAGAAAGCUGGCUGCAGAUUACUUCCAGAGAGCCAUCAAGAUGCAGCCGGACAUGGUGGAGUGGAACACCAGUCACGUCUUAGUGUUAGCGAGAGCUUUUACACACAGCAACACGGGGCUGGAGGCUGACAUGUUGGAGAAAGUGAGAAUCGCCAAGGAACAGGAUCCAGAGAACUUGUACCUCGCUGCUUACUACCUUGAGCAAUGUGCUAAGAAAGGAGAGAGAAUUGAAGAUGAAGCACGAGAGUUAGCCAGAAAGGUUUUGAGAAAUCCCGUCAGCAGCUACAAUGGUAUGAAACCAUUAAUAAGGGUUUACAGUCAUUAUUUUGUUGAUGAGGCCAUGAAAUUGGCAGAGGAGGCUUUGGAAAACCAUCCAGAUGAGCGUUAUCUGAAGAGAUGUGCUGCACUCUGUUACAAAUGGAAGAUCAUGAUUUUUAGUGGCAAUCGCCCAAAGCAAAGCAUGAUAGACAGAGCAAUCACUCUCCAUGAGGAGGUGAUUUCUCUUUACCCUCAUUCUCGAUUUGUUAAGGAAAUAGACCUCGCAAAUAUGUAUGCAAAAUCCAAUCACGGCCAGGCUAAAGCUGAGCAGAUGUAUCGGGAACUGCUAAAAAAGGAUCUGGAACCUCCAGAGAAGCAGGUCCUUUACAACCACUACGCAAAAUAUUUAUACUUCGAUCGAAAGGAUUCCGAAAGUUCUAUACGAUAUCAUAUGAAGGCGGCAAAGAUACCACAACAAUCCUUCUUUCGUGGGGACAGCAUCAAAGCCCUGAAGAAUAUUAAAGACAAAAACAGGAGCCGAAUGUGUAGAAAAAUAGAGAAGUUUCUGGCAAACCUGCAAGAGCCAUAGUGUUUUGAACAUCAC